AUGGAUCUGCCCAACCUCGCCGUCGUGCUGCGCGCCGCUCUCAGCCACGUCCCUGAGGAACGCAAGGCCGCGGAGGAGAGCCUCAACCAGUUCCAGUACACACCACAGCAUCUAGUUAGAUUGUUACAGAUCAUUGUGGAUGGAAGUUGUGAUAUGGCUGUACGACAGGUCGCGAGCAUUCAUUUCAAGAAUUUUGUUGCCAAAAAUUGGUCUCCAAAUGAUCCUGAUGAAUCCCAAAAAGUUGCUGAAAGUGACAAGUCCAUGGUCCGUGAGAAUAUACUAGGAUUUAUUGUUCAAGUACCCCCUCUUCUAAGAGCACAGCUUGGAGAAAGUAUCAAAACAAUAAUACAUGCAGACUAUCCUGAGCAGUGGCCAAGUCUCCUUCAUUGGGUUACACACAAUCUAGAAUCACAAAGUCAAAUUUUUGGAGCUUUAUAUGUGCUAAGGGUUCUUACCAGGAAAUAUGAGUUCAAAUCUGAGGAAGACCGGAUACCUCUAUAUCACAUUGUAGAAGAAACUUUUCCUCGCUUGCUGAGCAUAUUUAACAAACUUGUUCAGAUUGUCAAUCCUCCAAUUGAAGUAGCUGACUUGAUCAAGCUGAUAUGCAAAAUAUUUUGGUCUUCAAUUUACCUGGAGAUCCCGAAACAACUCUUUAAUCAAGAUGUCUUCAAUGCAUGGAUGAUUUUGUUUAUAAAUUUAUUGGAAAGGCCAGUUCCAGUGGAAGGCCAACCGUUGGAUCCUGACAUCAGGAAAUCCUGGGGCUGGUGGAAAGUUAAGAAAUGGACAAUCCAUAUCUUGAACCGUCUGUAUACCCGGUUUGGUGAUCUGAAGCUUCAGAAAUCUGAGAGUAAAGCUUUUGCUCAAAUGUUUCAAAAGAAUUAUGCUGGGAAAAUAUUGGGAUGUCACUUGCAGCUGCUCAAUGCGAUUCGUACUGGAGAUUACUUGCCAGAUAGAGUUACCAAUCUUAUUCUUCAAUAUCUCACCAAUAGUGUUACAAAAAACAGCAUGUAUCAGCUGAUGCAGCCUCAAAUCGACAUCAUUCUUUUUGAGAUAAUUUUUCCACUUAUGUGCUUCAAUGACAAUGACCAAAAACUAUGGGAGGAGGAUCCUCAUGAAUAUGUUCGAAAGGGCUAUGAUAUUAUUGAAGAUUUGUACAGUCCUCGAACAGCUGCUAUGGAUUUUGUGAGUGAAUUGGUAAGAAAACGAGGAAAAGGCAACCUCCAAAAGUUUAUCCAUUUCAUUGUGGAUAUAUUCAGGAGAUACUAUGAGGCCCCUGCUGAAGCCAAGCCAUAUCGCCAAAAAGAUGGCGCUCUUCUUGCAAUUGGGACAUUAUGUGAUAAGCUGAAGCAAACUGAUCCAUACAAAGCUGAGCUUGAGCGUAUGCUUGUCCAACAUGUCUUUCCUGAGUUCAGUAGUUGUGUUGGGCACUUGCGUGCAAAGGCAGCAUGGGUUGCUGGGCAGUAUGCCCAUAUCAAUUUCUCGGAUCAGGACAAUUUUCGGAGAGCUAUGCAUUGCAUAGUUGCUGGAAUGCGUGAUCCAGAUCUUCCUGUCCGAGUUGAUUCAGUCUUUGCACUUCGUUCUUUUGUUGAAGCAUGCAAAGAUCUGAAUGAGAUUCGACCUAUAAUUCCUCAACUCCUUGAUGAAUUUUUUAAACUGAUGAAUGAAGUUGAGAAUGAGGACCUUGUCUUCACACUUGAAACCAUUGUUGAUAAAUUUGGUGAAGAGAUGGCGCCAUAUGCACUAGGAUUGUGCCAGAAUUUGGCUUCUGCCUUCUGGAAAUGCAUGGCUAGUUCAGAAGCGGAUGAUGAAGCCGAUGAUUCUGGUGCUUUGGCAGCUGUGGGUUGUUUACGAGCCAUAAGCACAAUCUUGGAGUCCGUCAGCAGUCUCCCACAUCUUUUUACCCAAAUAGAACCAACUUUAUUGCCAAUAAUGCGCAGGAUGUUGACUUCUGAUGGUCAAGAUGUUUAUGAAGAAGUCCUGGAAAUUGUCUCCUAUAUGACAUUUUUCUCGCCAACGAUUUCAUUGGACAUGUGGAACUUAUGGCCAUUGAUGAUGGAGGCACUUAAUGAUUGGGCAAUAGAUUUCUUUGAGAAUAUUCUUGUUCCGUUGGACAACUACGUUUCACGGGGCACUGAACAUUUUCUUGCGUGCAAAGACCCUGAUUAUCAGCAAAGCCUGUGGAAUGCGCUAUCAUCUAUUAUGAUGGAGCCAAACAUGGAAGAUUCUGAUAUUGAGCCUGCUCCCAAGCUCAUUGAAGUGGUUUUUCAGAACUGCAAAGGCCACGUGGAUCAGUGGGUUGAGCCUUACCUCAGGCUUACAAUUGAUCGGUUGCGCCGAGCACAGAAGCCAUAUUUGAAGUGUCUCCUUGUACAAGUGAUUGCUAAUGCGUUCUACUAUAAUCCUUCAUUGACACUUGCGACUUUACAUCAACUUGGAGUUGCGACUGAAAUAUUUACCCUUUGGUUUGGUAUGUUACAACAAGUAAAAAAGAGUGGUAUGCGAGUCAAUUUCAGGAGAGAGCAUGAUAAGAAGGUCUGCUGCCUGGGGCUGACUUCACUUAUUUGCCUUCCAGCAGAUCAUAUUCCAGUAGAAGCUCUAGAACGCAUUUUCAAAGCAACACUUGAGCUGCUGGUUGCCUACAAAGAUCAAGUUACAGAAUCUAAGAAGCAAAUUGAUGAUGAUGAUGAUGGUGAUGAUAUGGAUGGCUUUGACGCCGAUGAAGAUGAUGAGGAAGUCGAAUCUGACAAGGAGAUGGGUCUUGAUGAUGAAGAUGGCGAUGAAGUAAACAGUCUUCAUCUUCAGAAACUAGCUGCAGAGGCUAGAGGCUUCCAGCCAGCUGAUGAGGAUGAUGACACAGAUGAUGAUUUCAGUGAUGAUGAGGAGCUGCAAUCACCGAUAGAUGAGGUGGAUCCAUUCAUUUUAUUUGUUGAAACUGUCAAAGGUUUGCAAGCAUCUGAUCCAGCCAGGUUCCAGAACCUCAUGCAAACUCUUGAUUUCCGCUAUCAGGCGCUUGCUAAUGGCAUAGCUCAACAUGCUGAAGAAAGAAGAGUUGAGAUCGAGAAAGAGAAAUUGGAGAAGGCAAAUGCACAGUGAUGAGUCAUGAAGCACGUGUGGUUUGUGUUCAUGUCAUUGCCGUUCUGCCUGUGUGUAGAAGUGGCGAGUCAGUAUCCUGUGAUUUGGCGAUCACAGGUAAUGAGUUUUGGAGCCUAUAGUCCUGUACCGAUCAAAGGAAGCCAAGUUUAGGCUCGCAAAUUUUAUCCUUGCGAGAGGCAAAGCUGAUGACAGAGCUUUCUUUGGACAAUCCGUCACCGUUUGCCAUUCUCCUGGUGGCCUAUUGUCAUUGUUAAGGUUUUGCUGGCGUGACACUAGGAAGUUUCUCCCCUUGAGGACACUUGUUCGUCAUGCUGCUUGGCCCUGUUUCUUUUUCUUUCAAUUGGGCGUCAUAAGAGCAUUUGUUCGGAAGCCCUCUGGUGGUGGGCUGCAUCUCAGAGUCAUGAGUCUUGAGGACAGUUCCUUUUUUUUUAUAUAGUCUUGAGAGGGCAGUUCCUUGUUAGACUGUAGAGUGUACAUGGUUUGGUUGCUUGUCUAGGCAUUGCUGCGUGGUUCCAAUGGUGGGCCGAGUCAUAUGUUCUUGUUUUUGGCAAGGGAUGUUCCAUCUUAUAUUUUGGUCAAUUGAUUUGAAAGGGCAAACAAUUUGUUAUAGUUCUGAUGCGUACUUUACCUU
Brachypodium distachyon (stiff brome) is the source of this 3724-nucleotide messenger RNA. Its product is annotated as importin beta-like SAD2. Gene Ontology annotation, cellular component: cytosol; nuclear envelope. NCBI's taxonomy places the organism in Eukaryota, Viridiplantae, Streptophyta, Magnoliopsida, Poales, Poaceae. Bases 1 to 3093 code for a protein of 1030 amino acids. Gene Ontology annotation, molecular function: small GTPase binding. The record is from RefSeq and is a predicted model, not a curated record. The transcript is spliced from 22 exons. Gene Ontology annotation, biological process: protein import into nucleus.